GAGAGAGAGAGAUGAGGUCUGAAAAGGACCAAGUGACCGCGGGCAAGGAGAAAAGCGUCGUCGAGAUACAGUUCAGGGACAUCCCGAGAGAGCAAGAGAACGUCCCCGGCAACGCCAAGCAGAAAGAAGAGAAGAGAGAGGUUUUCACAAAGGUGGUGAUUCGAAGGCUUCCACCUAACCUGUUGAAGGAUCAACUAGAAGAACAGCUCAGUCCACUGCCAUCCUACGACUAUUUUGAGUUCUUCCCAGCAGAUCAAAGUCUCUAUCCUCACCUGUUCUCCAGAGCGUACAUCAAUUUUAAAAACCCUGAAGAUAUCCUGCUGUUCAGGGACCGAUUUGACGGCUAUGUCUUCAUUGACAACAAGGGCCAGGAGUAUCCUGCAGUGGUAGAGUUUGCUCCCUUCCAGAAAAUUUCCAAGAAGAAGCUCAAAAAGAAAGAUGCCAAAGCUGGGAGUAUUGAAGAAGACCCAGAAUAUAAGCGGUUCUUGGAAAAUUACUCCUGUGAUGAGGAGAAGUCUAUGGCCAAUCCUGAGACUCUGCUGGGAGAGAUAGAGGCCAAGACCAGAGAGCUCAUUGCAAAGAGGACAACACCCCUGUUGGAGUACAUCAAAAAUAAGAAAAUUGAGAAACAGAGAAUAAGAGAGGAGAAGAGAGAGGAGAGGAGGAGAAGAGAGCUUGAAAAAAAAAGGCAAAGGGAGGAGGAGAAGAGAAAGCGACGGGAGGAGGAGAGACGCAAACGAAAAGAGGCCGAGAAACAGAAGAAAUUAUCUGAUAAAGAUAUCAAAAUCAAGCUCCUGAAGAAGUGCGACAGAGACGACGAUGUGGAUUCAGACCGAUUGAAAGACAAAGGUGACAUCGGGGAGACCGAAAGGGGAAAAUGGGAGAAAGCUGGAGGACAAAUGAAGUCAAAGGAACCCAAAGAAAAAGGUCAGCCGGAGAGCGACAAGGAGCAGAGAGAGCAGCACGGACGCCGACAGAGAGAUAAAGAUCACCGUGGGAAGGAUGAGGAGAGAAAACGGCAGCGACACCACUACGAGUUCGACAAGUUCAUGCGCCGCAAAGAUGAGACCAAAUGGGGGAAGGGCUACUGCCAGGACCGGGCCAAGAAAGAGGGGCACCACCACGGCUUUUCUUACUGCCCUGACACUGGAGACAAACUAGGAAAGGAGGACAGGGAGGACCCGGGUAAUAGGAAGGAACGCCUCCGAAACAAGGUGAGCGAGAAGGACCGUCCAGCCAUGCAGCUCUAUCAGCCGGGCGCACGCAACCGCAAGCGCAUGAGUUCAGCAGGCAAAGCCUAUGACUGCAUCCCCGUGGGCCCCUCGCCUGAAGCCGGGACAGAGCGUUGUUAUGAGGUGGUCACUAUGGCGAAAGGGCCGGAGAAGGGGUUUGAGAAAAGCAAAGAUGAGCAGUGAGCAGUCUGGGUUUUCAAAGAAAUACAAAUAAAUUCUUCAGCUUUUCAGCCUGAGUUGAUGGUGACAGAAUUGACUGGUCAUUAUUGAACUUAUAAGACUAAUACACCCCACUGAGGGAGAAAGCACUUCAAAAGCAAACAAUCUCUUAGUACUUGUCAUUUGUGUUAGGUGUAAUAAAACUCGGAUAUUU
Xiphias gladius (swordfish) is the source of this 1605-nucleotide messenger RNA. It is a transcript of the gene upf3a, whose product is annotated as UPF3A regulator of nonsense mediated mRNA decay. The transcript is spliced from 10 exons. The record is from RefSeq and is a predicted model, not a curated record. Gene Ontology annotation, cellular component: cytoplasm; nucleolus. Bases 12 to 1415 code for a protein of 467 amino acids. Gene Ontology annotation, molecular function: telomeric repeat DNA binding. Gene Ontology annotation, biological process: nuclear-transcribed mRNA catabolic process, nonsense-mediated decay; positive regulation of translation. Lineage: Eukaryota; Metazoa; Chordata; Actinopteri; Istiophoriformes; Xiphiidae.